UACGAUUUGGUGUGCUAUGCAUUGAUAAAAUAAGUGUAUUAGAAUAAUACAAUAGUAAUACAAUAGUUUCCAGUGUGUUUGUGUGGAUCAUUGGCAUAGUGCUGUCUAAUGGUCUUGUGGUUCAGUUGUGUUGUCCUCUCUGUAGGCAUUCGAGAGUACUUUUAGAUACUGUGGUUUGUUUGCCCCCCUCUUAAAUAACUCCCAGCAGUUACCAUUGUUAUUCUGCAAAUGGUACAAACCACAGUCUUGGCUUCUAUGUGACUCUGGCCAGUGAAAAAGAGUGGCAUUCCAGACCAAAAAAGCAAGCCGAAUCGAAUUUUGCCCCCAAUCUUUCGCCUAUUUUUAUUUCCAUAUUUGGAAAUGUUUACCUCCUCAUGACUCCACAGUGCAGCAGGAAGAAGCACUGUGAGUCAUUUUACCAGCAUAAGGGCCUGGCGUUGGGUCCUCCUUACUGAGGGCUUCUCUAGUCCAUAGACACAUGGGAUGCUGUCUGUGAUCUUCUGGUAAUUUGUUUCUGCUCCUGAAAAAUAAUCAGAUUUCUUGACUCCAGAAAGAUGUGGGGUGACCAUAAUGAUGGUGACCAGCAAGGUCAUGUGAGUGCACGAAUGGAGACCAGCUUACCCAUGGGUACCACCAGUAUUUCUGUAUCACAGCAACAGGCUCCUAAGAAGUUUGCUCCUGUUGUGGCUCCCAAGCCCAAGUUCAACCCCUAUAAACAACCCGGAGAUGCAACACAUGAGGGAGCUGGAGACUAUCCCCUACCUCCUCCACCUGUCACUGACACCAGCAGACUCACGUCUCCAUCCAGCUUCCCACCUCCCCCACCAAUGGAUGAGGCCUCCCUCGGCUUUCAGAUAAAAGGUCCUGAGAAAACUCUAGAAGAGAGACGUUCUAGUCUGGAUGCUGAGAUCGACUCUCUGACCAGCAUCCUGGCCGACCUAGAGAACAGCUCACCAUACAAACCGCGCACGCCGCAGGUACAGUCAUCUCACACACACUCCCAAACCACCUCCAACCACAUUACAUUAAAAACAUUCUGAAAGCUUCACCCAUUUAGAAAUGGUUGCAUUUAAUGUAAUAUAGCAUUAAAUGUAUACAAAUGCUCAGUAAACAUUAAAGUAAUAUUGAGUAGCUUACAUUUUAAAG
Molecule: messenger RNA, 1146 nt
Organism: Cyprinus carpio (common carp)
Lineage: Eukaryota; Metazoa; Chordata; Actinopteri; Cypriniformes; Cyprinidae
Gene: lpp
Product: LIM domain containing preferred translocation partner in lipoma
Exons: 5
Coding region: 555-1040 (161 amino acids)
Biological process (GO): cell-cell adhesion
Cellular component (GO): focal adhesion; stress fiber
Source: RefSeq, a predicted model, not a curated record